CCGCCCUCACCGUUCCGCUUCCGGGUGCCGGUCCCGCGGAAGCCCCGCUGCUCUUCGGCCGCUCGGAGCGGCGAGGACACAGGAGCAGUGGAUGGUGGGAGGGUGCCUGUCCCGCCCCGCCCCGCCCCGUCCCGGUAAGCCAUGGCCUAUCAGCUGUACAGGAACACCACGCUGGGGAACAGUCUGCAGGAGAGCCUGGACGAGCUCAUACAGUCCCAGCAGAUCACUCCUCAGCUGGCGCUUCAGGUGCUACUUCAGUUUGAUAAAGCUAUCAACUCGGCACUGGCACAGCGUGUCAGGAACAGGGUCAACUUCAGGGGGUCUCUGAAUACAUACAGGUUCUGUGACAACGUAUGGACAUUUGUACUGAAUGAUGUUGAAUUUAGGGAGGUCACUGAACUUGUGAAAGUGGAUAAAGUGAAAAUUGUAGCAUGUGAUGGAAAAAACACUGGUUCCAAUACUGCAGAAUGAACAGAACUGGAGUUAGUCUGCAAUAUUUUAAUAUGCAGCACUUUCUGGAGAGAAGCAUGGAGAGGGACUGUGUUCAUUCUUAAUUCUUGUGAUGCAAGUGUGAGUUAAUCCAUGCUAGGAAGUCUCUCAGAAUGACAGCAAAAGAAAUACCUGUAGCAUUUCUUCAGUUCACCCUAUAGGGCAUGAAUACAAUAUUACCUUUUUUUUUUUUUUCUUAAUUACAACAGAUACUGUUGUGUUUUGGGUUUUUUUUGUUCAAAGUCGUUUCUGUAAUAAACUUUUAUUUAAAAACUUGUGGAUGACUGAUCAUUGGAAAACUUUAUUUAAAAACAAUCAUUAAUAUAUUUAUUAUAUUCUCCCAAGAUUGUCUAAGUGUGUUUAGAGUCAUGUUACUCAUGCAGAGGUCAUCCAGUUACAGGGUUCUGAGUAAGGUUUCACUGGUAAGUAUUGCAGGAAAUGGCUGUUUCAGGAUGGAGGACAUCGACAAAAGCAACUCAUGCUGGCCGGUAUAUUUGUCUAUUUGUUACUGCAUCUUUCUAUCUAUAAAUUUGUCCAUUUGGUACUCUCAGCUAAUAAUAUAGUAACCCAAGUAUUAAAGUUAUUGCACAGCUAAUCAAAGUAAUGAAUGAAACUGAGUCUCGUAAGAUUGCUUUAUGUUCUCAACAAAUGUUAGUGCUGCUUGGUUUAUUGUUUCUCUUAUUUUUCAUUGUUGUGAAAUACAUUUACUAGGACACCUGGCCAGCAGGAUUUCAGGGAAGGAGCUGAGCUAUGAAUUUUGAGAUACCAAAUGGAUAACUUUGAUCUUUUUAGGCUUACACAUUAAAUAACUCCAAUCAAGAAACCCUGAAAAUAGUUUCUUCACUAGAAGUAUGAAUAUAAUAUACUGACAGCUUGUUUGUCUGACAGUGACUGUUCCAGUGUGGUCAUAGGAAUGCCUGUUGCUUCGGUACUGCCAAAUUCCAUUUAUUUUUGACAGUAGGCUACUUAAAGACCAGUAGAAACUGGAAGCCAUACAGAAGAAAAGUCAAGGGGUAACUGUUUUCAGAUCA
Molecule: messenger RNA, 1520 nt
Organism: Strigops habroptila (Kakapo)
Lineage: Eukaryota; Metazoa; Chordata; Aves; Psittaciformes; Psittacidae
Gene: GTF2A2
Product: general transcription factor IIA subunit 2
Exons: 5
Coding region: 142-471 (109 amino acids)
Biological process (GO): RNA polymerase II preinitiation complex assembly; transcription initiation at RNA polymerase II promoter
Cellular component (GO): transcription factor TFIIA complex
Molecular function (GO): RNA polymerase II general transcription initiation factor activity; TBP-class protein binding
Source: RefSeq, a predicted model, not a curated record